UGGUAUGCACAAAGGAGAAACCAGUGAAGCGAGUGCAUCCGUGUUUGCCGUGAAGAAUAAGAUGGAGAUCAAAGAACUUGUGUGCAGCCACUGUGGGAAAACAGGGCAUGAGGUCGAGGCAUGCUACAAGCUGAUUGGGUACCCGAAGGUUGGGUAUUCCGCAAUCAGGCCGGAAAAGGAAGAGUUGACAAGAGAUAUGAACUGUGAAACAUUAGAUGAAGAUGGAUCAAGUAGCUCCACUCCAGUUGAUCACUAUAAUGAUGAAGUGCCGGCGGAGGAGCAGCUGGACCGUCCACAGAGGAACGGUCAACCGGAAGAAGGCAACAAAGCAGCUGAGCUACAGGCGGUCGAUCUGGUGGACCGUUCUGAUGUCCACGGUCGACCGUCAUCGAGGCAGAAAGAUGGAACCCUGGGAGAUCAACCAACGGUCGACUCGGUGGACCGUUCUGAGAGACAUGGUGGACCGUUCGAGGGGCAGAGAGACAGACUCCAGGGAGAUGAAGAAACGGUCGACCGUGAUGAGAACAACGGUCGACCGUCCCCAAGGCAGAAAGGAAGCAGUGAGGAACCAUCACAGACAGUUGACCCCCGGACCGUUCCACGGAUGGCGGUCGACCGUCCUCAUCCCAGCAAGCAACAGAGACCUUGGGGCGUGGCCAACGGGAAAGGAGGCCAAAUGUGAGGCUUGCGGACUAUGUUACACAUGUGGCCGGUCCACUUACUGAGGGAAAGUGCAAAUAUCCGCUCUCCUCCUAUGUUACUUAUGAGAAGUU
Molecule: messenger RNA, 773 nt
Organism: Cuscuta campestris
Lineage: Eukaryota; Viridiplantae; Streptophyta; Magnoliopsida; Solanales; Convolvulaceae
Source: the annotation of a GenBank genome assembly